UCAGAGCUGGGGGAAGUUUUUCCUGGACACCCGUUGUGGGCCGAGAGGGUGAAAUUGGUCGUCUUGGUCUGAGGUGUAACCAUGGGAACGAGGAUGGAGGUGGCACAGCUUGAGGAAAGGAUGAACAUUGAGGACUACAGAAAGCUACAGGGACUGUUCCUGGACUCCUCGGGCUCUCCUCGCUCUAUGUCCAGAACUGAAUUUGUCGAUCUGGCUUGGUCAUCGGUCGGUCGUGGCUCUAAAGAGGAAUACGGCCUCCUGUUUGACAGCGUGGUCUUCACUCAGGAGCACAGCAGCCUCCUUCUGGACGUCCAUGCGAUAAAGGAAGAGGAACGCGUCGAUUGGGGAGGCCUGUCAUCCUUUUUGCUACAAGAGCUUUCUGAUAAAGUGAAGAACAGCAGAACCAGAAGUGGGCCUCGCUGGAAGCCAGUGCGCACUUUGACCUGUCCGCAUCGAGACCCGGUUCAAAAGGUGUUGUACCUGCACAGUUUAGGUCAGUAUCUGACUGUGAGUAAAGGAGGAACUGUGUGUCUGCGGGACAGAGAGGACAUGUCCCUUCUGCACACACAUCGACUGCAAAACAGCACGGUCACACCCAAAGACCUCUGGGUAACGGACAUGGUGCUGCUGCACAACGUACACAAGAUAGCUGUGUCUUUCACAAGUAAGGAAGUUUGUUUCUAUGACAUUCUGUCACACCAGGACUUCAGGUGCAAGUAUAAACUCCAGGGUUUGAUUUUUACUCCCUGGUGUUUGGAUUACUGGGUGGAUCCCUCUGACCCGGACCAGGCCGUCCUCACCAUAGGAGACAUCGGAGGACAGGUCAGUGCUUUAUAUUUCACCUCAGCUCAGAUCUCUUUGUUUGAGAGACUUAAUGUGAGGAUGGACUCAGAUUCAGCAGACAUCAUCCAAUGGGACGAGCUGGUGAGAGGAAAGCAUCGCUCCUGUUACACUGUGACACACCGAGCACACACACCUGCCUGGGUCAGGAAAGUGCGUUACCUGGGCUCGCUGGAGGCCUUUGUGUCGUGCAGCACGCAGCCGCAGAGCAGCGUGGUGAUUGGCUGGAGGGAGAAGGAGAGCAGGAGUCUACGAGUCACUUCCUUCUUCACAAAGAGAGGUGUGUGGGACAUGGACCACCACCGUGAACUCAAUCUGAUAGCCACAGCAGGUGUGGAUCAUCAGGUGUUGCUGUGGAACCCGUGUGUGACCUCGGGGCCGGUGUGUGUGCUCAGCGGACACACACCGGCCGUCACUGCAGUCCGCUUCAUGCAGGCCGAGCAACAACUGAUCAGCUACUCCAAAGAUAAGGUCCUGUGUCUGUGGGAUAUUUCUCGUCAGCUGUGUGUUCACCGUCUGGCCGGAGUCUUCCCAAAGACGCAGGAGGACACACACACACUCCUGUUUCUCCACGAGGAGCAGCACCUCCUCUUUCUCUCCUUCAACAGCCUGCUUCUCCUGCUGGAGAGGAAGGAGGAGGAGAGGAGCAGCAGCCAUGAGCACCCUGUCACCUGUGUGCUGUACAACAGUCUGUUCAGACAGGCCGUCAGCAGCGACUCGGCCUCCUCUGUGAUCUGCUGGCGCGUCGACACGGGCCAAAAGGUCAAGCAGUUUCGCCGCUGCCAUGGAAACGCAGAGAUCUCCACGAUGGCCCUGGACGGUACGCAGACCCGGCUGUUUACUGCGGGCGCUGAUGGAGAGGUCAAAGUGUGGGACUUCAACGGCCGCUGCCUCCACAGAAUGAACGCCGGCCUGGGUCGAUCUGUGGACAUCUCACAGGUGCUGCUGCUGAGGAGGAGUGUGCUGGUGAUGGGCUGGGACAGGAUGUUCACAGUUUUCCGUCUGCAUUCCUUCUCUCAGUCUUACGUUGAGCCGUCAGAGUGGAAGGGAGGCGUUCAGCAUCGCAGCGACGUGCUCUGUGCCGCCUUCCAGCCUCCACAGACGCUGGUCACAGGAAGCUAUGAUGGAGAGAUUAUCGAGUGGAACAGCAGCACAGAAAAUGCUUUGAAGAAACUGCGGCCACUUACUGAACACAGAGAAGAUACUCAUCUUGGUGCGAAUGGGAAAGAAGAUGCUGAUAACUCCAUCGCCGUCACUAGACUGUUCUUUAUACCGGGACGCACACCUAAAGGCGGUGCAGACUUGGUGUCCUGUGGAGGUUCAGGUGUGGUCAGACUCUGGAACAGCGCCCACAGCCGUCUGGUGGGACAGUUCACAGCUCACAACAGCGACCUGGGGUCUAUUGUUAUGACCGUCAGUCCCUGCGGGAAAUAUUUAGUCACAGCUGAUAGAGAGGGGACACUCAAGACCUGGGACAUACAGCAUUAUUAUCUUGAGCUACAUGAUGGAAUAACUGACGAACCUCCGAAACUACUGAGCAGUUUCCGUCCACACCUUGAUCGUGUGAUGCACUUGGAGACGUGUCUCCAUGGCAACAGACUCCUCGUUCUCUCGGCGUCAUCAGACUGCAGUGUUGCACUUAGCUACCUGUGUGGAGAUAACGUGGGUCUGUUCGGACAGGAGGAGCAAUGGUGCUUGGAGAGAACUGGACCUUUGCACCCUCAGCAGGAAGCAGAGCGGAAACCGAGAGAGGAGGGAGGUGAGAGGUCACCUCCCAACGAGACACUCCCUGAUCCAGGACCCUCUGCAGGGGGGGGAGAGGGGGGGGUAAAAGACGAAGGAGAGGACUGUGGCAGCAACGCAGGAGACAGCAGGAAACAUUUAUCCCGGUGAAGAGUUGAGUCUUCAGUGUUCCAUUUUCACCGCGCUGUUUCAAGGUUUCAAGGCUUUUAUUGUCAUGUGUGCAUCGCUACAGUGUAGUUAUGACAGUGAACAUCUUAGGUUGUCUCCCCAAAAACCAAAUAACUGUAUACAAUUCUGGAAAACUUAAGAUAAUGGAGACAGGAGAUUUACGUGUUUUACUUGCAUGAAAAACUAUAAUAUAGACGUUUUGCACAAUCUUAAGUAGUGUGUCGAUACCACACACACAUGCAAGCACGCCUACACACACACACACACACACACACACACACACACACACACACACACACACGCACGCACGCCUACACAAUCCAUUGACCUCUCUCAGAAAUACUAUUUCUUUCUUUCACACAUUCACAAUAGACGUUACAUGACUUACCGUCGCAGAAGGAGUCAAUAACUGGAAAUGUACGAGAUAGGUUUUCUAUUUUUCUCAGAAUUUAAACAAUGGUUAUAUAACUGUGCUGGUUUGUGUUUCAACCAUAUUCUUGAGCUUUCCUGGAAAGUAAGCUAUCGUUCCAAAGUACAAGGGUACUUCAUACAGACUGAAAAACUGAGACAUAUGUUUACUCAAUAUAAUAUAUAUUCAUAUGCUCUAAAAGCUGCACAGUCAUGUUAACUGUCCUGGACAGUAUGUAUGUGUAAUGAUCUUCCAUUAUUUUUAAAUGGCUUUCAGAGGAACAGAAACAUUUGAUCUUGAAAAAAGCAAUUGUCAAGUUUCUCUUGAUAUAAUGAACUCUUGCUUCUUAUUUAGUUAUAGUACUGAGACAAAUGAGCCAUUGUCUAUCUUGUGAAGUGAAGCCUGUGACAGUGAAGCAGUGAAUAGUCAUGGCUGCCUUUCACAACCACAAAGAAAAAAAUGGCUUUGUGACACGGCCAAUUCUAUGAUUCUUACUCAGAAAGAGAUCACAUAAAACAUGAUUUUUCCUGGGAAGUAUGUAUGUGCAUUGUGGUUGGAAAGUGAUUAUGCUGUUGCAAAAUAAUUCUCAAAGUCAGUCCUCUACUCCCAUUCGUUACCAAUGGAGUAACUCCAGGCUACAUUUGGCACCAUGAAUCUUAUUCUCUGGUUUUUCUACAUUAGUGGGAAUAAUUUGUAUGCCACAAAUACUAAUGAGGCUGUUUUUGUAUGAAUGUGAACUCAUUAAAGUCAUCACU
Molecule: messenger RNA, 3915 nt
Organism: Gymnodraco acuticeps
Lineage: Eukaryota; Metazoa; Chordata; Actinopteri; Perciformes; Bathydraconidae
Product: WD repeat-containing protein 49-like
Molecular function (GO): protein binding
Source: RefSeq, a predicted model, not a curated record